This is a messenger RNA of Pungitius pungitius (ninespine stickleback), 3786 nucleotides long. It is a transcript of the gene klhl38a, whose product is annotated as kelch-like family member 38a. The transcript has 4 exons. NCBI's taxonomy places the organism in Eukaryota, Metazoa, Chordata, Actinopteri, Perciformes, Gasterosteidae. Bases 268 to 2019 code for a protein of 583 amino acids. The record is from RefSeq and is a predicted model, not a curated record. Gene Ontology annotation, molecular function: protein binding.
GUCACAUGAGGGGGCUGGCUCCAGUCACGGUGGCCCCGGAUACUAUUCUUAGCUGGAGGAAUGUACACAGUGGCCUCAUGGCGAGCUCCACAGCGCCUAACUGGAAAGCCUUGUCGUUUCUCUGUGUCAUGUUCCCCUUUUCUCCCUGACUACGCUAUUCACUCUCCCUCUGGAUAAUGUUUUGGCCUUCUUUUGUUUGGGACUGAUACUUUUAACACUAGACCGAGCAGACAUUUUGGAUAUUAUUGGUUGUCUGAGAGCAGAAGAAUGGCCUUAAUACCACGGGAGGUUUUCUCUUUCAAAGACACAGAACUUUCCUCCCACCUACUUGUCCAGCUCAAUAUCCUCCGGCAGGAGCGUAUCCUGACGGACGUCCUGCUCUGCACGGAGCACCAGGAGAUCCCAUGCCACAGGAACGUCCUGGUGUCCAGCAGCCCAUACUUCCGGGCGAUGUUCUGCAGCAACUUUCUGGAGAGCAGUCAGGCCCGAGUGAACCUCAAGGGAAUCUCUUCAAAUGUCCUCGUUGGCAUCAUGGACUAUGUCUACACAGGCUGCAUCACUAUCACCAUGGAGAUUGUGCUGCCGCUCAUGCAGGCAGCCUCCAUGCUUCACUACGGAAAUCUCUUCGAGGCCUGUUCUAUGUUCCUCCAGGAGCAGCUGAGUCCAGAAAACUGCCUGAGCAUGAUACGACUCUCUGAGAUCCUUCACUGUGAGAGUUUGAGGGAGAGGGCAAAGGAGAUGGCUGUCAGGUGUUUCUCUGACGUAGCCGCCACCGAGGACUUCUGUGAGCUGUCUCUUCCCGAGCUCAUGUGUUACCUUGAAGAUGACCGACUUUGUGCUGAGGAGGAGCAAGUGUUUGAGACCCUCCUGGCGUGGAUCCACCACGACCCUUUCUCACGGCGUGGUGCCAUCCAUGAUCUCUUCAAGAAAGUCCGUCUUCGCUACAUCCAUCCGACUUACCUCUUCCAGUUCAUUGCCAACGACCCACUGGUGCAGUCCUCCACCCUAUGCACCGAGAUCAUCGAGUCAGUGCGACGCCUCAUGCUGACAGUCAGCACCAAGUGUAGCCGAGAACUUAAGCCGCUUUGGACCACACCGCGGCGUUACACCUGCAGCGAAACACUGGUGGUUGUUGGAGGACGCAAAAACAAUGAACAGACCUCCAGAGAGGCCUUAUUAUAUGAUGAAAGGACUCAUCGCUGGCAGUGGUUGGCCAAGCUCCCUCUGCGCCUCUACAAAGCUGCAUAUGUGUGCAUUCACAGCAUCCUCUAUGUGGUCGGCGGGCUCAGCCUGUGCAUGACAUCGGGCGACAGCUCGGUCAGCGCCACAGUUUACACACUCUCCCUGAAGACCAACCAGUGGCGGACUGCGGAGCCUAUGCUGGAGCCAAGAUAUGCCCACCAAAGUGUGUCCUAUCUGCACUUUAUUUUUGUGUUGGGAGGCAUUGGCGUUGACAAGAAGAUCUCUCAGUCUGUUGAGCGAUACAACAGUAUGUUUAAUCAAUGGGAGGCCAUGGCGGCGAUGCCCACAGCGGUGCUGCAUCCAGCUGUUGCUGCCAGUGAUCAGAGGAUCUACGUUUUCGGAGGGGAGGACGCAAUGCAGAAUCCAGUCAGGCUGAUUCAGGUCUAUCACAUCGCUCGUGACUUGUGGUCCAGCCUAGAAACCAGGACGGUGAAAAACGUGUGUGCUCCUGCUGCUGUCAUCGAAGACAAGAUUUACAUCAUAGGAGGAUACACCCGGCGAAUGAUUGCCUACGACACCAAAGCCAACAAAUUUGUCAAGUGUGAGAACCUAACGGAGCGGCGGAUGCAUCACAGCGCCACGGUGAUCAACAACAAGCUCUUUGUCACCGGCGGACGGAUCCUCAACGGCCACGAUGUCAUCGAGGACUCCGACUGCUUCGAGUGUUACGACCCCAAGGCAGACGUUUGGACCUCCAAAGGAUCUUUACCGUACAAGCUAUUCGACCACGGCUCCCUACCGCUAGUCUGCGUUUCCAACAGACGCAACCCACCCUGACCCCCCCCCUAUCCAAACUGCCACUUGGGCAAAUGUUUCGCAGCAUUUUCUUCACUCUUUGCCAUGAGUUAUUGUCAUAAAGCACUCAGACUGCUUCGAGUGUUGAGUCUCCAAGACGGACGUUUGGACCUCGAAGUGCAACUGGGCAGCAUGUUAGGCCAGUCUGACUUCCAUGUGAAGGGAAGCUCAGCUGAUGGGCAGAAGUGUCAUCCCCACGGCACCUGGGGUAGGAGUGAAGUUAUGGACCCAUGAGAUGACCAGAGGCAGACGUGCUUACACAACAAACAGCUGUCCAGACACAUACCUAAUCCAAAAACCUCUUUCCACAGAUGGUAACUAAACGUGUUAAUCCUUAAACUAUUGGAUAUUUAUACACAGCGUAUCACUGCCUACCAGCUGCUGGUGAUUUCCCUUUAAUAAUUUAAUACAUUUUAAAUACAUGUAUAAUAUGUCUGGUGGAUUGUUGACUUAAAAAAAAACGGAAAAUUACUGAUCAGACAACUAAUAUAAUUUGCUCUUCAGAGAAAAUACAUUCCUCUUUUACCCAUAUGUUUAUAUUGGAGUGCACUAGCUGAAAAGUGAUGAAUUGUGACAGAAUACAGACAAGCUGCUAAUGCACUACUAGUUUAUUUGCUCAAGCGUCAAUCAGAACCCAAUUUUACAAUAACAUAUUUUUUCUGGGCCAACGUCAUGACUUCAUGAAUUGUUCCUGCAACCCCCAAUGGAGCAUGCUCCAUACUGUCUCAUGGAAGUUUUCACUGGCAACAUAUGUAGUGUAUGUCAUAAUAAAUAGAACAAAACAAUGUUUUAGACUUGCCAAAGCACUGUAAUUAUUUUAGUAUUUCAGUGGCCUUUCACUUCACACUUGUUAGAUAAAUAAAUGGUUUCACAGAAACCUCUGUUGGUAUGAGGACAUGCUGCUUUUAAGCGGGGAUGCAGUGGCCUGCUAAGGGGGGAUUUCAGUGUUUGCGGCCUGUACAACAGACUUAUGUUCACAUGUAGCCGGCAGGAGGUUUCUCACAAACACUAUUGUGUGAUUUGCAAUGAACCUUCUGUUCAUCUGAGAACAAAAACUGUAAUGUACCAGAGGAUGUUAGACGAUGAGACUGUGGAGCCUUUUACUCUUUUACUGUUACUUCUGUCCUGGCUUUGUAACCCUCUUGACCCUCACGGAGCAUACGCUCAUUGCCGUGGUCCAGCUCCAGCCACUGGUAACAGUUGCCAUGGCAACUCUGGUAUUACCCUAUUUGAUCAUCUACAGCAUGCCUCCACGUCUCGAAGACUGCAUCACUGAUCAAGUUUUCUUGAACAAUGUAGUACUUUUCUUUUUUUAAUGUUUUAUUUCCUACUGGACUAUAUGCUUGUAAUUGGAAUAUUGAUUUACCUGUUCCUCUAUGAAGGAACACUGUUAUUUGUACCUAUUUAUGUGGUGAUACUGCAAAGAUCAUUUCUAAUUUAUUACUUUGGCUUUCCCGGCACAAGACAGUAAAUCUGUUUUUGAAAAGCGGUACAAACGUUGUUAUUGUUGAACUAAGCCAUCUUUAGGUGAACUUGGUACAGAAAUAAAUGGUUUUCAAUCUGCCUGUGGAAUGACUGAGUCAUGUUUACAUACUCGUCCUCAAGGGAACAUUGUGGACACGGAAAUGAAACGUACUCGCUGGCUAACAGUUGACACAGUUCUUCUCCAUUCUUCAGUUAACACAGUUGGAACAAAUACAUUGCAUUAUGUUUCACUUUGGCAAUAUUUAUUAGAAACUGUAAUAGAAU